This is a messenger RNA of Peronospora matthiolae, 570 nucleotides long. NCBI's taxonomy places the organism in Eukaryota, Oomycota, Peronosporomycetes, Peronosporales, Peronosporaceae. The record is from the annotation of a GenBank genome assembly.
AUGUCGAGCGACGACGACGACAAGGACUCGAAGAAGCUGCACAGCGGCUAUCAUGGCUGGAUGAAGACGAUCGCCAAGACGUCGCAGGACUGUACUCCCGUUCGGAUUGAGGAUUCUGCUGUCGUGGUGGAGGUCGAUCUUCCCAGUGACUCGAGGUCUGCUUGGAACAGUGCAGGCACUUGGGAAGAACGGGACAAGUCUGAGUGGGCGCGAGAGCGUCUAAAACACCACAUUUUGACGUCCUUUAGCUUUGAUAAUGAAGCAGAGGGACUGAGUGUCAAGGCCACUUCGAUUGUGCGCUGUGAUGGGGAAGCUAAGGUGGUGUUUAGUCGUGGCAAGAAACGCUGCGGCUACGACCUGUCGGUCAAGUUUGCGUGGGCGAGCGGUGACGUCUCGGGCCACGUCGAGCUUCAUGACUUUGACGACACGAGCGCCGACGAGUUUGAGAUCGUCGUCACGGCGGAUGGUAGCAGUCAGUCUGAAGUCGCUGCAAAGAAGGCUGUGAUUGACAAGGAACCGGAGCUGCGCAAACUACUCGCGCUGUGGAAGGAAGAGCUACUGCAGCAAUAG